AUGGCGGAUUCAAAUGACCGUGAGGUUGAUGUCCUCAAUUAUCUCAACCACUCUUCCCCACUUGAUCACCCGGGGAGGACAAUGAUACCCACUAUCAAAGAUAGAUUCGUCCUCCAUGGCCCUAAUGGCACCCACCCUUGCUAUGUGACAACCCUAGCAAUGUGUAGUGUCUCUAGUGCGAAGGAAGGGUCAUACAAACGCAUCUUUCAGGCCAUGACCGCUCGCUCGCUCAUUGUGCAACUUUUGUUAGCCGUUGAGUACAUCCACAGCAAAGGAGUUGUUCAUGGAGACCUUCACAUCGCCAAUAUUCUUUUAUGUCUCCCAGCCGAUUUUGAUCAGCUCUCAAUCGAAGAGUUAUAUGAAAAAUACGGUUCGCCCGUGUCAGAACCAGUUAUUCGUUUUGAUGGUCAGCCCCUUGAGUCUGGUGUUCCGUCUAGCGUCGUCCCUCCUAUCUGGCUUGGGAAAGCUUCAGAGGAAUUCUCCCUUCCAGAAUCUAGAGUCCUGCUCAGUGAUUUUGGAGAGGCAUACAGACCCUCUACAGAGUACCGAUAUAACUCGCACGCCCCUAUGUCCUGA
This is a messenger RNA of Penicillium canescens, 576 nucleotides long. RefSeq lists its product as uncharacterized. The coding region runs from base 1 to 576 and encodes 191 amino acids. Gene Ontology annotation, biological process: protein phosphorylation. NCBI's taxonomy places the organism in Eukaryota, Fungi, Ascomycota, Eurotiomycetes, Eurotiales, Aspergillaceae. The transcript is spliced from 2 exons. The record is from RefSeq and is a predicted model, not a curated record. Gene Ontology annotation, molecular function: protein kinase activity; ATP binding.